Messenger RNA from Verruconis gallopava, 3437 nucleotides. RefSeq lists its product as uncharacterized. Bases 157 to 3243 code for a protein of 1028 amino acids. The record is from RefSeq and is a predicted model, not a curated record. Gene Ontology annotation, molecular function: protein binding. Gene Ontology annotation, biological process: endoplasmic reticulum unfolded protein response. NCBI's taxonomy places the organism in Eukaryota, Fungi, Ascomycota, Dothideomycetes, Venturiales, Sympoventuriaceae. The transcript is spliced from 2 exons.
GAGAGCUUGACUUACUUCUUCUUGUCCUUACCUGCGUCCUGGCCGCUUGCUCAGGCUCUCACGCAUGCCUCUGCCGCUUAUGCUGAUGCGCAAAGCGUGCUGACUCUUAUGCCGCCGUUGCUUCAUUGAGACUUCGCUCGACUGGUGGAGACCGUGAUGGAUGGCGAGGACACAUCUCAGCCGCGGACGGCGGCCGGAGGCGACCAACAGGAACCCAAGGUGCAAACCAUUGACCUGAAGCUGCUGUCACCGUCGCCCGAGGUGCCGGCUAGUGGCCUCUUUCUGGAGAAUCUUCCCACGACCACGACGUUGGGAGAGCUGCGAGGCAGGAUUACCGCCGCGCUGCCCUCACGUCCGCCGCCUGCAAGACAGAGGCUCAUUUACUUUGGCCGGGUGCUGCAGAGAGACGAAGACACGCUGGCGAGUGUCUUCGGCGAGAAUAGCGUCCGGCAGCAACGCCAGCACACCUUGCAUUUGGUACUACCGUUAAGAGAUGGAAGUUCGCAGCGAGAGGCGGCUCCGUCCCCAGUACCAAGCGUGCGAGCGUCCAUUUACCCUCCUUCAUCGAUACCGAGGCCAUCCUCGGUGCCUCCGCGUGGAACGGGCGCCGCGAGCCCCUUCAGAGGGCCCGUUAGCUGGCAACCGCAUGCCCAGCCUCCGGCGCCGACUCCUGCUCCCUCCGCAACGACGAGCACCAACACUACGGCUAGUCCUGCUCCGCAGCGUCCUUCUCAAGGCUCUCAGCCGCCUCUACAACAGCCGCAGCCCCGAACGCAGGCCGUGUUAGAUCAACCCAUCUUCCGAUCGGUGAUUGGCAAUGCAAACAUCCGGGCGAACAUCACUGCGAAUGGGCAGCCUAUCAAUCUGCCACCUGAAGUCGUUAAUCAGCUUCUCAAUCAACAUUUUCUCAGAAACGGUGGACUGGAGCAUCUGUUGCCCAGCGGACAGACCCGGUCGCAGUCCGCCGACCAAACUACUCAAUCUGCGGGUGCAUCUCCAUCAGGACCGACCUCACAGCCGUUACAGUCUCGCUCUUCAGGACAACAGCUGUUUCAACAAUUCAUGGCCUCGGUUGGUGAUACGAAUAGGCAAGCGCAAAAUACAGGCGGGGAUGCAGGCUCUCCCCAAGAUCGCCCUUCUGACACGGAGUCAGAGGAGAGAGGACGAUCGAUGGACUCACAAGCUUCUGCUCGCCAUGCUCCCGAUCCUCCAGCCUCUGUACCGUCAACAUCGGCAACGGACUCGCAGCAGCCAUCCUCGAGCAAUUCGCAACAUCCGCCAAACGGCUCUCAAUCCAAUGGUCCCUCGCCCACCAUUCGCGAGCAGUCCGGUGUGAACCCUGAUGGAUCACGCUGGUCGAUCAGGACGGUUGAGAACCACCAUCCUUUUGCACACCCCUACGCUCACUUUGCUCAGCAGCUACCACAGAUCCCAAUUCCCAUGCCUUUGCCACAGGGAUUCGCCUUCGCACCUUUUCAGACCGGCCAGGGGUUUCAGAUGCCUGUAGCUGUGCCUGUGGCAGGGCUUCGCCCACACGGCACACCUCGUUCAGUGUCACCUGCACGGUCUGUGAGCGAUGGACCGAGACGAGUUGGGACACCAGCUGCAGAACUUCAGCAUCGCCUUAUGCACACGAAUCUGGAAAUUCAAAAUCUCAACCAACUUCUGGGUGCUCUAGCGACUGGGACAAACGCCGAUGGCCAGCCCGCUCCCGCCUUGACCGAGGAACAACUAUCGCAGAUUAGAGCGUUCGCCCAAAGCAUGAACGCUCAUAUUGAUGGGUUCGGUCAUGAGCUGAACGCUCUGGCGAAUGCCCACCCGAAUGUGCGCUUCCAGCCGGAGUUUGCAGGCUUAAGUGCCAUGUUCCAUACAUUACAGGGACAAGGACGUGGCGUGUCUCAGCGCAUCGACGCCCUGGCUGGAAGCAAUGCUGCAAGCGCAGAGUCUCUGCCUCGAGCUGAGCCGUCAACGGCAGCUACUCCUGCUGCACCCCAAGAACAGGCGACAGUGUCUCCCGAAUCUGUCUCCAAUCCAGACGUUUCCGUUUCUCAGUCUACGCCGUCUACAACAACGGAUACGUCUCCUGAGACCAAUACGACGACUUACAAUGCGAGCCCUGCCUGUCCUGAGCUUCACUUGCUCUCUGACCCAACGAACACGCAACACUAUCUUCUUAUCGGCCCUAGCGGCCCGCUCGGCACAGGACAACUCCCUCUCGACGUGCUUUACCCGCUCCUCGCAGCACAGCUACCCCAUGAUCAAUUGAUCCGUGACUUCAACCGUGCAGCGCAGGAAAUGACAUAUGCUUUGCAACGCGCCGAUCUGCGAACUGCGCUGCAAGCUGGCCUUUCGAUACCGCUUGCUUCGCAAGGGAGAAGCCAGUCAAGUAGAAUCGAUUCGAACGCGACAAACACGUCGACGGCGAGGGCAUCAGUCAUUGGGAUCGGGCAGCACGGUCAAACUCCAGCCGCUGGUCCUGCACACGCACAGCCACAGCAGCAACCCGCACCUCCUGCUGGUCCUGCACGUGCUGUACAAGGUCAGGCUCGGCAACAACCCGACGAGAUGCGCGAUGUUCUUGCCCCCAUUGUCCGUAACCUGUGGCUAAUUGUUCGUCUCUGCAUAUUUGGCUGGUUUUUCUUCUCCUCCGGCCGUGGAUACGGACGCCUGCUCAUCUUGCUCGUGCUCGGCGGUCUCGUAUGGGGGAUCAACGCCGGCAUCUUCGGCCAACGGCUCAACGGACUGUUGGAUAGCAUCCAACGUCAUUUUCAAGAAGUCGUGGACGAGGCGAGGGGCAAUCGUCCUAACGAGCAACAACAGACGGCCCCUGGCAACAAUGCAGGUGAAGGCUCCUCACGUGCCGCCGGUUUCCCCACGCCAGAAGAAACAGCGCGACGUCUUAUGGUCCAGCAAGCGGAAGGACAGCGCCGUAGGAUGCGCGACACGUUGAGACAGAUUGAACGCACCAUCGCGCUGGCAUUGGCAAGUCUUUGGCCUGGUGUAGGCGAGGCUGUUGUUAGAAACCAUGAACGGGCGCGGAGAGAGGCAGAGAGAGCUGCCGAAGAGAGGAGGAGGGCUGAGGAAGAGGAGGCGAGGAAGAGGAGCGAGGCUGAAGAAGAAAAGAAGGCAAAAGAUUGUGUGGCCGUUGGCACGGCGGAAGGGAGCACGAGUGUGAACAGGGCUGGUGGUGCUGAGAGGGUAAACAAGGGGAAAGAGAAAGCUGACAGCGGUGACGUAGAUUGAGUGAUGAAAUGAGUAUCAAUGGACUGAGGAAAUGAUUUCAUUCGAGCGACUGUACCAAAUUUCAAAAAUGGGGGGAUAAAAAAUUGUAACUCAAAGUUCGUUUUUCUCCUAUGUCGAUAGACGUCACCCGGCUCUCGCCGACCACAUUCAUAGCAGAUAUAUUGCAAAUGCGACCCAAUUGCUUUCAACGUGCG